Molecule: messenger RNA, 999 nt
Organism: Trypanosoma rangeli
Lineage: Eukaryota; Euglenozoa; Kinetoplastea; Trypanosomatida; Trypanosomatidae
Exons: 1
Coding region: 1-999 (332 amino acids)
Source: RefSeq, a predicted model, not a curated record
AUGAUUGACAUCACUGCCGUGCCCGCCCGUACUGUGACGUGCCCCUUUCCUCUUUUGGCGCAUGACGCAGCGGUGCCCCAGGACUCUCUGACGUCACCGUUGCUGCUGCUACUGAUGGGUCGGGAGAAGGCCUGCGUUGCGGUGCUACAGGACCACAAGAUCUGUCUUCGCCGAUUUAUUUUGCAGUCCCAUCGCACACUGACGGCCUGUGCAUUUCGGCCCAUUAACGCGAACGACGAGCAUAUUUUUGCAUUAGCGGACACCUUUGCUACUCUUACGCUGCACCGUUUUUCUCAGGCGUCAAAUCGUGUGUCGCCGGUUGAUCAGGAUAGCGGCACUAUUUUCGUCGGCAACGCAUGGGAUACGACCCCGCGGAUCGAUCAGGUUGUUCCGGUGCGGGAUAGCAGUGGGGUGGACGCUGUCUGCACGCGUCAAGGUGAAACAAAUGCUGCGUGGGCAAUAUCGUUUGAGCGAGAGGAGGCACACACGAUAAAGGUUGACGGCACGUUGGAACGAUUAUUUGUACAACAACAGGUUACUUCGGGCUGUUUCGUGGGAACCACGCGACGCGGCGUAUCGCUCAUCUCUCCCGCCUCUGGGGAGACAUUGAUGGAGCUUCGAUUACCAGACGGAGAAGGACAUGUUACGGCUGUACAGUCAGGCGUUGCCGGGAGUGGAUAUUAUGCCGUGGUAACUACUUGUGGUACCGCCCUUAUGUAUGAUCAACGCCGCGCUGAGAAGCCAUUUUGGUCGGAGCCGCUGUGGGACUUACGUGAUGUCAAGGACGCUGGCAAUGCUGAGACGCUUAUGGCGUAUUGUUGCGAGGGUGUGUGGGCUGUUCGCGCUGCUGAAAAGCUCCACUGCCUGCGCUGCACUGACGGCUCUGUUGUGUGCCGUUCUUUUCCACUUUCUGGAGGUUUUCAUUCGUCGCACUUUGCCACUGCAGGUUUGUACUUCACAGAUGACGUUCUUCACUUUGUGGGAAGUAAGGGUGUUUAA